UCUGCUCGAAACCGCCGAGGUGCGAUGAAAACGUUCAGAAUCGAUUCAAUUGUCCACCGGAGCACUCCUGCUUGACGUAUUCAGGAUUAAAGGUUUUUCCAGCCUCCAGGACUACACCGUUGACACAGUUCCAGGGUGCCCCCAAAUCCAGGACAAAAUGGUGUCCGCUGAAACGAUUGGUUCGAUAUUCAUCAAAGUGUUCAAAUUGGCACUCAACUUGGUGAUCCUGAUCAUCUACCGCACCGGUUAUGGCGGCGACUUCCUCGGCGUCGGUGGCACCUGGAACCUCAAUGAGGAAAAGAGUCCCGAUGCGGAAAUCGUAGCAUCGGGAGUGUUCGUCGGUUACUUCAUCUACACCUCGGUCCAGCUGAUUACGUUCUGCUUCGGAACGACCAAGCUGAAGCGCGAACUGUCGGACACCAUCAUGAACGUGGUCGGAACGUUUAUGUGGAUCGCCGUCGGUGGCACAGCCCUGCACUACUGGCACGGAUUCCAGCCCGAGUAUGACUUCCAGCAAAUUACCUCGGAACGGACGGCUGGUCUGGCUAUGGGAUCGCUCUGCGUUGUCACCGGUGCUCUCUACCUGGCCGAUUCCGUCCUGGCGUUCAUUCACUACGCCAAGCACGAGAACAGCAAGUACUAAAUUGAGCAGGAGUACUUCGGCAACUUCAGCACAUUACCCCAGCAGGGCUAGAUUGUAAGCUUGAAAUAUUACGUUUUAUCAUGAUGAAGAAGUCUCGGCGCAGACUUCGAAGAGGGUGGCCUUUUUAGCACGUAAGGAGGAAAAACUGUCAUUAUUCAUACGUAAUUUUUGGUAGUCCGAUAAGGAGAGAAGACGAAGUGAAAAGUUUCGUUUCUAGCGUUUAGGUUUUUUUUCCUUUUUUUGUUUUACUAAGUUUACAAUUUACGACAAUUUUUUCAUAAGUAUACCAAAUAAAGGUAGAUUAAGAUUAAAUAAGUUUCACUGGAAGUUUUAAUCGGCAAAGCUACACCUUCAAAUUGCAAUAGAGUGGAUAGUAGAGAACAGAAACGAACAACCCACCCGAAGAAAUAUAACAUAUAAAUUCAUAAAAAUCAACCAGACAACUACACACUAUUUGGAAUAAACCGUACUGGAGCU
Culex quinquefasciatus (southern house mosquito) is the source of this 1120-nucleotide messenger RNA. RefSeq names its product protein snakeskin (gene Ssk). The record is from RefSeq and is a predicted model, not a curated record. Gene Ontology annotation, biological process: septate junction assembly. The coding region runs from base 158 to 643 and encodes 161 amino acids. The transcript is spliced from 4 exons. NCBI's taxonomy places the organism in Eukaryota, Metazoa, Arthropoda, Insecta, Diptera, Culicidae.